AUGCUGGAGAAUGCAACCGCUAGGCAGCGUCCUCAAUAUCCGGAUGACAUGGCUUUAAUGAAUCCUUUCGGAGGAUUCGGGGGUAAUUUAUUUGGUGGUAUCAUGCGUCAAAUGGAGGAUGUGCAAUCGAAUAUUAUGAGCGAUCCAAAUGCACAUGUCUAUUCUCAUUCGACAAUGAUCACAUAUGACGGACGCAACGGAGACCAGCCACGUAUCGUCGAAAAAUCAAUUCGUAAAGCUGGUGAUAUCAGAGAGACGAGGGAAUCAUUGCGUCGUGGUAACGUAGGUGAGCGUAUGUCGAUUGAGCAUACGAUUGGUGAUAGAACACACGUUAUUGAGAAGAAGAGGGACCGAGAAGGUCGUAUUCGCGAAGAACAACGUUUCGUGAAUUUAGACCAAGGGGAGGCCGAAGAUUUCGAUCGUGAAUUCUCUACUCGUGUUCGUCAUAAUCUUGGUGGAGAUUCUUCGGUUCGCGUUCGUCAGGCAAUUGAGGCUAAUCCCAGAUCAACGUCUCAUACUAGCAGCAGAACCAACCAUACUGUUAAUUCUAAUUUUAUUUUUUCAAAAGCGAGCAAUACAACACGUCCAUCAGGAUCAGAGGCAGCACCAGUAAUAACAUUGGUUGAUGAAGAGGAAGAUGAGAUCAGUAACAGCAGCGGCAGUUCUCCGCAGCAAGCAAACGCUCAUUCGUCGCGUAAACAUGGUGGUUCUCGUUCGCGAUCAUCUGGUCCUAUAAUUCGUGAGAUAAGUGAGGAAGAAGCCGAAAUGAGUGUAUCGAAACGAAGGAAGGGAUUGGGACGCUUCUUCAAAGCAAACGAUGAUUAA
Anisakis simplex (herring worm) is the source of this 825-nucleotide messenger RNA. The record is from the annotation of a GenBank genome assembly. Lineage: Eukaryota; Metazoa; Nematoda; Chromadorea; Rhabditida; Anisakidae.